This is a messenger RNA of Sphaeroforma arctica JP610, 445 nucleotides long. RefSeq lists its product as hypothetical. The annotation marks the transcript as partial. The record is from RefSeq and is a predicted model, not a curated record. The transcript is spliced from 4 exons. Lineage: Eukaryota; Ichthyosporea; Ichthyophonida.
AUGUCGAACCAAUGGUGUGUGCUGAUCUCAGCAGACGAGGGCAAGAAGAAAGAGAAGAAGUCACGCUUCCGAAACAUGCUGGACAGCUUCACAGGCUCAGAGGAAAAACGCGCCACUACGCCCACGUCGAGUGCCGCAAACGUAGCAACCGACGGUGCAUUGCACAGCGAGAUUCACGCCAUGCCAACGGAAACAGGCCAAACCACCAAGGACAAGGACAAGAAGACUAAGAAGUCGCAUGAGAGGUCACAGUCCCUGGGCGGGUUGUUACCGACUGAGGCGCCGAUAGCUGAGACUGGACGGAAGGGGCUUGCACGGCAGGCUUCGGCGUUUGAGCAGGGCACCAGUAUAGACAACAGGCCGAAAGAUAAGGAGAAAGACAAGGGCAAGCCUCACACUAACAUCUUCGGCAUCUUCACGAAAAAAGCGUCUAAACAUAAUAUUU